Anolis sagrei ordinatus is the source of this 2070-nucleotide messenger RNA. Lineage: Eukaryota; Metazoa; Chordata; Lepidosauria; Squamata; Anolidae. The record is from RefSeq and is a predicted model, not a curated record.
CCUCCCUCCCUCCUUCCCCGGCCGGGCUGCCUCUGCCUUUUCCCGGGGGCUGCCAAGUCUCCGUCGCCGAGCCCGACUUCGAAGGCAAGGCGAGGGGGAAAAAAAGGAGCCGGCGGGGGGCAGCGCCUCGACCGGGCUGGGGGCGCCCUCCCUCCCUUCGUCCCUCCUCCGCGGACCGCGAGCAAGAGCCCCGCGAACGAGGGCCCCCUCCCCGCCGCCGCGCCAAGCAUGCCCGCCCGCCCGGGCUUCCUCGCCCGGAGCCCGUCGCUCCUUUCUCUCCUUCUCCUCUUCCUCCUCGGAGCCUCCUUCUCCUCCGCCGAGCCCCGCUCGCGAAGUUGCUCCGAAGUCAAGCGUCUCUACGUGGCCAAAGGCUUCAGCCAGAACGAGGCGCCCAGCCACGAGAUCAAUGGCGAUCACUUGAAAGUCUGCCCUCAAGGCUAUACAUGCUGCUCCCAAGAAAUGGAAGAGAAAUAUGGCCAGCAGAGUAAACACGACUUCCGCAACGCCGUUGUCGAGCUCAGCAACAAUUUGCAAGCCGUUUUCAGCUCCCGGUACAACAAGUUUGACGGUGAGUUUGGCGAACCCUUAAGAAAAAAUACCUCUCUGUUUCUUUUAUGGGGGCUUAAUGGGUGCAUCUACACUCUCAAGCUCCAAGUGACCCGGGCCUUUGUUUGCGCCAGGACCUUUGCCCAGGGCCUGGCCGUGGCCAGAGACGUCAUCGGCAAGGUGUCCCCGGUCAACCCCACCCCGCAGGGCGUCCAAGCCUUGCUGAAGAUGAUGUACUGUCCACACUGCCGGGGAUUGGUGGCCGUCAAGCCCUGCUACAACUACUGCUUCAAUGUCAUGAGGGGCUGCCUUGCCAACCAAGGAGAGCUGGACACUGAGUGGAACAACUUCAUAGAUUCGAUGUUGAUGGUGGCCGAACGGCUGGAGGGACCGUUCAACAUUGAAACCGUCAUGGAUCCCAUUGACGUGAAGAUCUCCGACGCUAUCAUGAACAUGCAAGAAAACAGCAUGCAAGUGUCCCAAAAGGUUUUCCAAGGAUGUGGACAGCCCAAAAUGCUGGCCCAAAGCCGGACGUCUCGCUCGGUCUCGGAAAGCAGUUUCAGCGCCCGUUUUCGUCCUUACAACCCGGAGGAGCGGCCAACAACAGCAGCAGGAACGAGUUUGGAUCGGCUGGUGACAGACGUGAAGGAAAAGCUGAAGCAAGCCAAGAAGUUCUGGUCCUCCCUUCCCAGCAAUAUCUGCAGCAACGACAAAAUGGCCGCCGGGAAUGUCAACGAAGACGAGUGUUGGAACGGGAGUGACAAAAGCAGAUACGUCUUCGCCGUGACGGCCAAUGGCCUUGCUAACCAGGCAAACAAUCCCGAAGUGGUGGUUGACACCUCCAGGCCCGACAUGGUGAUUCGCCAGCAGAUCCACUCCCUUCGAGUGAUGACCGCCCGAUUGAAGAGCGCCUACAACGGGAAUGACUAUUUGGAUCCCAUCGACAGUGACAUGGGCAGCGGCGAAGGCAGCGGCAGCGGAUGCGGGUCGGCGCAGUGCUCCCCGGAGCUCGUGUUCAACGCGACAGAAGUCACGCGGAACACCAACAAAAUGGACAAAAAGGCCAACGCUUCGCCCAGCGGUGCCAACCUCUCGCAAGCGGCCCUCUUCCUUAGCAUCGCCUUAUUCCUGGCCGGACAGAGACAAUGGAGAUAAUAACUGGGGGGCGCAGCAAUGUCGGUUCUUGUUUUUUGAAGGGCGGGGGGGAGAAAGUGACUUUUAUUAAAAAAAUAAUAAUUAAUUAUAAUUAUAAUUAUAUAGUUAAAAAGAGGCACCUGAGUUCACUUUGAUGCCAUCGGAGUGACUUUGGGGCGGGCGGAAGGGUCCUUUGUAAGACAACGAUGUACAGUUUUUAGGAUGUUGUCCCUUGGUUUUAAAAUUUUUCUAUUAUUAUUUUAUUUUUAUUUUUUUCUGUCCCCAAGUUUUGGAGGGAAAAGAGGGAGGGAUUUACACUCUUGCACACACACGUUCAAGGAUUUGGACCUGUUGACCGAGGAAACCACAAUAAAUGUGGGGAAACAAAAA